CCCGGCUUUAUUAUUACCCCUUUCUCCUUCCUCUCCAACCAUAUAAACAAGCCCAUCCCCCCUGUUUCCCUCUUCUCAUCACUUCCUCUGUUCCUCCCCUUAUCCUGUUAUCCAUCUACUACUGCUGCAAUCUAAAGCUCAACCAACCAGCAACAAUGGUGCUCUCCAAGAUGUCCUCCCAAUCCGACGUCUCCGUCCACUCCACCUUCGCCUCCCGCUACGUCCGGGAGUCCCUCCCGCGCUACCGGAUGCCGGAGACCUCCAUCCCCAAGGACGCCGCCUUCCAGAUCAUCAACGACGAGCUCAUGCUCGACGGCCGGCCCAGGCUCAACCUCGCCUCCUUCGUCACCACCUGGAUGGAGCCCGAGUGCGACAAGCUCAUCAUGGACUCCCUCAACAAGAACUACGUCGACAUGGACGAGUACCCCGUCACCACCGAGCUCCAGAACCGCUGCGUCAACAUGAUUGCCCACCUCUUCAACGCCCCGCUCGGCGACUCCGAGGCCGCCGUCGGCGUCGGCACCGUCGGAUCCUCCGAGGCCAUCAUGCUCGCCGGCUUGGCAUUCAAGCGCAAGUGGCAGAACAAGAGGAAGGCCCUCGGCCUCCCCACCGACAACCCCAACAUCGUCACCGGCGCCAAUGUUCAGGUGUGCUGGGAGAAAUUCGCUCGGUACUUCGAGGUGGAGCUGAAGGAAGUGAAGCUGACGGAAGGUUACUACGUCAUGGACCCGGAAAAAGCAGUGGAGAUGGUGGACGAGAACACGAUCUGCGUCGCCGCGAUCCUGGGUUCGACGCUCAACGGCGAGUUCGAGGACGUGAAGAAGCUGAACGACCUGCUGACGGAGAAAAACAGAGCAACGGGUUGGGACACGCCGAUCCACGUCGACGCGGCGAGCGGCGGGUUCAUCGCCCCAUUCCUCUGGCCGGAUCUGGAAUGGGACUUCCGCCUCCCGCUCGUCAAAUCGAUCAACGUCAGCGGGCACAAGUACGGCCUCGUCUACGCCGGCGUCGGGUGGGCGAUCUGGCGGAGCAAAGACGAUUUGCCCGACGAAUUGAUCUUCCACAUCAAUUACCUCGGAGCCGAUCAGCCGACUUUCACACUCAAUUUCUCCAAGGGUUCGAGCCAGAUCAUCGCGCAGUACUACCAAUUGAUUCGAUUAGGGCACGAGGGGUACCGAAACGUGAUGGAGAAUUGCCACGAGAACGCCAUGUUUCUGAAGGAAGGGCUGGAGAAGACGGGCCGUUUCGAGAUCGUUUCGAAGGAGAUUGGGGUUCCCCUGGUGGCGUUCUCGCUGAAGGAUAACAGCCAGCACGACGAGUUCCAGAUCGCGGAGAUGUUGAGGACCUACGGGUGGAUUGUGCCGGCGUACACGAUGCCGGCGGACGCGCAGCAUAUUACGGUGCUGAGGGUUGUGAUUAGGGAGGAUUUCUCGAGGACGCUGGCGGAGAGGCUGGUGCUGGAUGUGAGUAAGGUGCUUCACGAGCUGGAUACUCUGCCGGUGAGGCUUCACGGGAAGGUCGCGGUGGUGGAAGGGGAAUCUGCGGCGGCGGAGGCUGUUAUCGCCGGUGAGGGCCGGAGUGGGGCGGUCAACGGGACGUUUUUGAAGAAGACGGAGAUUGAGACGCAGAGGGAGAUUAUGAUUUACUGGAAGAACUUCGUGGCCAACAAGAAGAAGUUGAAGAACAACAAGAACACCAUUUGUUAGGGGGGAAACGACGGCGUAUUGGGAGCACUUUAUUAAGCUGGUGUUUAUUAAUGUGUUAUUAUUAUACUUAGUUACUGGUUAGGCUUUUGCUAUUGAGCUUAAUUAAUAUCUGUUUAAUCAAUAAUAGAUUCGUUCUGUCGGCAGUCGACUUCAAUUUCCUACUUUUAUCGAAUUUUUUAAAUAUAAUAAUUAAAAAAUGUCUUUUUCCUAAAGCAAUAAUGAUAUUGUACGAGUGGUGGAACUGGGAAUUCCUUAUCUUGCUUGUAUUGUUU
This is a messenger RNA of Linum tenue, 1978 nucleotides long. Lineage: Eukaryota; Viridiplantae; Streptophyta; Magnoliopsida; Malpighiales; Linaceae. The record is from the annotation of a GenBank genome assembly.